Zychaea mexicana is the source of this 1510-nucleotide messenger RNA. RefSeq lists its product as uncharacterized. The coding region runs from base 258 to 1295 and encodes 345 amino acids. NCBI's taxonomy places the organism in Eukaryota, Fungi, Mucoromycota, Mucoromycetes, Mucorales, Lichtheimiaceae. The transcript has 7 exons. The record is from RefSeq and is a predicted model, not a curated record.
CUCUAAAGGCUCUUCUCGUUUCUUUUCUGUAAGCACUGUUCUCCACUGCCAAGAGAGUCUGUACGUACAACAAGCUGCUGAGAGCGCUGUACAUAUAGCCAUAGGGACUGAAAAAAGUUAGGAACAGCAUCUCCACACGAUUGGCGAGCUGCAUGUAGGGUCGUGGAUUUAAAACUCAGUUGAAACGGGUCAACCUCUGUCAUUUUGUUCAAAGCUCUUCCCCCUUCUCUGGUUUCUUAAACAUUACAAAUAAAUCAAUGGCUCGAACAAAGAAAACAGCAAGAAAAGUUGAUUUUUCUGCUACAACUCCGUUGAGUAAAAAGCAGGCUCUUGGACAUUUAGCUGUGAUUGCUGUUUCUGCUUCUCAAGAUCCGACCAAAUUCGAAGGCAUUCCCUUUGGUGGAUACGGCGUUGUGUGCAACAACAAGGAACUCCCGAACGUCUCUGGCAGUCUAUUUGGCACUUCUGCAAACUCCCUGUGUAUUGAGCUGGAGGGUAUCAAACGUUUUAUCGAAAGGUGUCCCAACAAUCUCAAUGUUACAGUGGUUACGCGCUGUGAAAAAGUAUACAGAUUUUUAAAAGACCCAGAAAAGCGAAUCAAGCCAUCGAGGAAGGGGCAGGAAAUCAUAAAUUGUAUACACCUUGAGAUCAAUCAAUUGCUGAGUGAAAAAAACAUUACCCUCUUUGGCGCAUUCACGUCGAAUACAGAGAUCAAAGCGCUGUUGUAUCCUGCUGCAUUUAGGCUUGCUCGUAAAGAACGAAAAGCACGUGAAGUAACUGCUGACGCUGAACUGGCCAAGGCAUAUGAUGAACAAGAGAUGCAACAACUAAAUGAGCAUGCCAGCCUAAUGCAAGGCGCUAGCAGUACCUCAUAUCUACAACAACAACAACAACAAUCGAUAUUUUCCAACACAUAUUUGCAACAGCAACAGCAACUGCUAGUACCUUCUGAUAUGCAAUUACAGCAACUGUUAUCACAGCUACCACAAUCACAGCAACGAGAAUCACCUUCUUCAGGUAUGCAGCCAUCUCCUACUGCCACAUAUGUACAAACAACAGUGUCCUCCGGACCUGCUUCAAUUCAGGCUGAUGUAAAACCACCAGAUGCUCAUGCCAAUCCUGGCGUUCAUCGAACGAACAACAACAACAACAACAACAGCAACGAUAUCACCAUUAUUAGCGACGAUGACGAUGACGAUGGUGACGAACUCUAUGUGGAUGCUGUCGAUUAUACCGGCUGGACCGACUUGGAAAGAAAGCGGCCGCAAAUCCGUACCGUGGAAACAAUGAAUUAGUGGAUUACUGAUACUUUUCGUGGUUUUAAUCAAUGAAGGUGGUUAGCUGUUCAUCCCAAGUCAUCCUGCAUCUAUGUACAUAUAUCUUAUUGUGUUCAACAGUUUUUUCCUUUGAAUACACAUACUAGUAUAGGAUUUGUCACUGGCUUUUGUGUAUACUCAAAGGGUAUAUAAAUUAGGAGAGCCGCAAAGAAUAUAUACCUUAAUACGUUCCA